GUCGCGCCGAAGUGUAGAUAAUUAUGUUGCCGAUAUUUGUCCUAAAAAGAUGUCAGCUUCUUGCUGCCGUUAUCUUCUUUAAACCCUGUCUGAAAAUGUCAUGUCCCAACAAUGUGACUGCCAAUUCGUAUUUGAUGGACCCCUUGACUAGUACCUGCAGAAGUGAAAAUUAUCCUUCUAACACAGGAAUGUAUAUGCAGCCAGGGGUGGAUUUCGGCUGUGGAAUGAUGAGGAAUUGUGGACACAUACCGACUCUUUCAAAGAGAGAAGAGACAAAUAAUGCAUCCAUUACACUGAAUACGUACUCACCUUAUUUAUCCCAGCUAGGGACUUGGAGCGAUCCAAAAAAUGCCUACAGAUUUGAUCAACCUGUUGCCAGGCAGCUGCCCUCUUGUUCUUUCCCUACAAAUGUGAAGGAAGAAAAUGUCUGUUGUAUGUAUACUUCGGAUAAAAAGGCCAAAAGCACCGCAGAAGUAAACUUGUACCCCAGACUGAUGUCGGAGUCCUGUUCUGAUCAAGAAGUUCCAGUUCCCAGCUAUUUCCGAGCGAGUCAGGGUUAUUCGGUUGAAAAGGGACAGGCAUGUAACAAUAUAAAUGAAUAUGAAGCAAGUUUUACUCAGGGAGGCAGCCUUAUUGGAAGUAACGAGCCCACACAGCAUCCGUUACCGGCUAAAGAGAGUUUUACAGAGGAGGAGGAUAAGGCUAGCAACCAAGCAAAGAAGUCUGAGAUAAAGGCAGAAGAAAACACCGCAGCACGAAAAAUAACACACCGGGAAGCAAAGGAGCUGAGUAAAAAUACUGAUACAAGCACUGACAACUCUGACAUCGAAAGCAAAGAAGAAAUCAAAUCGGAAAACGCUACUGGAAACUGGAUGAUUGCAAAAAGCGGCAGAAAGAAAAGAUGUCCUUAUUCCAAACACCAAACGCUCGAAUUGGAGAAGGAGUUUUUAUUCAAUAUGUACUUGACUCGGGAGCGCCGCCUGGAGAUAAGCAAGAGUAUCAACUUGACAGACAGACAAGUCAAGAUCUGGUUUCAGAAUCGAAGAAUGAAACUCAAGAAAAUGAACAGAGAAAAUCGUAUCAGAGAGCUAACGUCUAGUUUCUCUUUUACAUGAAUGCAACGUCUCACAAACAUCCUACAUUUAUUUAAUGCAAAUCCACAUCCAAAAUACUAAAGACCUCAGACCUCUCAUUUGCAGACACUUAUAAAAUGUAUACCCAUUGUAUAGUGCAAAUGUGCAUUGAUAUGGCAUGAGAGUAUUCUACAGUUUCGUUAAAAAAGAAAGAGAAAGUAGAAGUGUCUAACUGACUGAUAGAAUUAAGUUAUUUACGUGUUAAAUGAACUAUACGGACUUUUAUAAAUUCUUUUAAGAGAAGGGACUGAGUCUUAAACGUCCUUUAAUGCUAAAUUAUAUUAUGUACGCAAUGUAUUAUAGAAAGAAACGAAGGCGCAUUUAAUUCCAAGUUGAUCUGUAAAUUAAUAGAAGUAUUAUUCACACAGUACGGAAUGCAAAUAUUGAAUGUAAUACUAUACCAUUAGUUAAUGCUACAUAUACACUAUGUGCUGGCCAACAUACUAGAGAAUGUGAUAUAUUAUUAAAUUCAUUUUCUUGUCGGUUUUAAAGUAUGUCCUGUAAACUAUACUUUGCAUGUAGCUUGCUUUGUGAAGGAACAAAAUAAAUUUCGUUUAGUCCAGUGUAA
Molecule: messenger RNA, 1701 nt
Organism: Protopterus annectens (West African lungfish)
Lineage: Eukaryota; Metazoa; Chordata; Ceratodontiformes; Protopteridae
Gene: HOXC10
Product: homeobox C10
Exons: 2
Coding region: 24-1115 (363 amino acids)
Biological process (GO): regulation of transcription by RNA polymerase II
Cellular component (GO): nucleus
Molecular function (GO): DNA-binding transcription factor activity, RNA polymerase II-specific; RNA polymerase II cis-regulatory region sequence-specific DNA binding
Source: RefSeq, a predicted model, not a curated record